Messenger RNA from Boleophthalmus pectinirostris (great blue-spotted mudskipper), 2328 nucleotides. Its product is annotated as myosin-7. The coding region runs from base 64 to 2166 and encodes 700 amino acids. The transcript is spliced from 18 exons. The record is from RefSeq and is a predicted model, not a curated record. Lineage: Eukaryota; Metazoa; Chordata; Actinopteri; Gobiiformes; Gobiidae.
AGCAGCGUUGGUCCGGACUGGGACUUUCUCAGAUCAGAUCACUGUGACCUCCUCCUCGAUGCCAUGGACAAACAACUGGACCAGUUGCAGAUCCACUCUCACAAGAAUUCCAGCAGGUUCAGAGAAAAUGUCUGCAAAGAGACAGUGACCAGUGGAUGGAGCCAGUCUGUGAGUAAGGACACAGGUCUGGGCAGCACUCAGACAGACACCCCUCUGUCCUAUCAGGACCUCCAGAGCCCAGCGGACCACAUGUCAGAGAGCAGUACAGGCUUUAAAGAUCAUCCUGGGGACAGAGUGGUGUGUGUGAGGAGCAGAGACAGAGACAGGGACAGGGCAGUGCAGGAGUCCCACCAGGAGGAGGCGCUGUGGAGGCUGCACCGACUCCUGGGAGACUCCUGUGUGGGUGGGGACGCAGGGACACUCCAGCCCCUGUCUGACAGCAUCUGUACAGAGGACUUCGCCCGCCGCUUCAGCCAGGAGAUGGUUCAUGAGUCAGUCACACGCAAGCGUCACGGGGCAUCCACAGGGGACACCAAAGAUCUGUCUAAAGCAAAGCCUGCAGACACACAGAAGACAGAAGCUCGACUCAAGUGCAGAUCUCCAAGAAGAGCCACUGAGGAUGGCCACAAUGCCCUGAAGACUCCACAUGUGAAGCGUCCUCAGAUAAACACCAGCACUCCUAAGCCUAAGUGUGUGGCUGGUGUUCCUGUGCUGAGCUUUGACUCUGUGUCCAUCGACAGUGACUUGGACUCGGUGUGCACAGAAGGACUCCGUCAGCACAUCCGCAAACAGCCUGGAUGGCGUUCUUUCAUGGAAUCAGUCCGAAAUCUGGAUGAACUUUGUAAAGGUCCUCAAGACGAUGACGCAGACACUUUGCAGGACACUGAACAUCUGAGUCACACAGAAAAUACAGAAAACCAAGUCACAACUCCACAUCUCAGAGAUGAGUCCACCAGACCCCUUGUUGAUGAAGAGGAGGAUUUGGAGGAUGAGUCCAAGAGGAGUUCCCCAGGGAUGCUGUCAGGAUGUCCAGCCAUGAGAGAGUGCCUCUGCAGCCUCCAACAUAAAUGUCAGGAAGAGGACACACUUCUGAAUGUCAAAAGGUCUCAGCUGAGUGAAGUAGAGCAUUCCCUCACUGUACUCCAACACAAAAAACAGGAAGCUCUGAGGGAGAUAGCCCAGCUGAGAGCAGACACUGUACGACUGGAGCAGGAGAGAAAGUGUGUGGAGUGUAAUCUACUGCAGACCAAAGCUGAGAAGGAUUCUGUCAGGCAUGAUUUACAAAUGGUUCAGAGGCAAAGGGACUCUGCUCACCACACUGCAUACAGAGCCCUGGACCUCAGCGACAAGAGGUGUGACGUGGUGGUCAUGUCUGUGCUGGAGAGGGAUGAGAUGCAGAGACAGCUGACCGCAGCCAAGUCUGACCUGUUCACAGAGCAGCGGCGCGCCAGAGAGAGACUGGAAGCUCUGCAGGAAAGGCUGGACGAGGCUCAUGAGGAGCUGCAGGAGGCCACAGAUGCAGAGAGCGCUCUGAGGGACAAGUGUGACAGCCUGGAGGAGCAGCACAGACAGAGCAGCCACGCGCUCCACGCUUUAGAGUCCCAGGUAUGUGAGCUGAAGGGGGCGCUGGAGGGCAGUCAGCUCACAGUGGGGACUCUAGAGAAGAUCCUGUGUGAGAAGGAGCUACAGCUGCAGGAGCUCCAUAAACUCCACAGGGAGGAGCAGAGCCUCAGAGAGCAGGGCCAGAGCCAGCUACAACAGCUCAAGACCCAGCACUACACUGCCCUGAGAGAGGCCCGCAAACACGCACACUCCACACUGCAAACAACUCUGCAGCAGCACAAGAGAGACCUGGAGCUGAGGCAUCAAAGAGAGAUCCACAAGCUCAAAGAGGAAGAGGCAAAGAAGUGUAAAGAAGAACUGGAGAUGGAGCUUUUGAAAAAGGUGCAGAGUGCAGUGGAGGAGGAGCACAGCAGGAGGGAGGCUGAGAGAGAGGAGGCAGUGAGAGUUCAGAGCAGACUGGAGCAGCAGCUCAGAGACACAGAGGAACAUCUGACCUCCAAGAUCCAACAGGAGAAGAACAAGGCUAGGACUCUGCACAGCAAACUGAAGGAGAUGCACGUAGUACGAACCUGGAACAUCACAUCCAGUCAGCCCACAGUUUAAGAAUUCUUACGUUGCUUCAGAGGCAAAGACUCUGGUUUGAUGGGGCUAUGUGGGGCCUAUCUUUGUGGAGUUUGCAUGUUCUAUAUAGUUACCCUGAUUUCACUCAUCUACCUAAAAUGUGCACAAUAGGCUUAUCUCCCAGCAGGUACUCCUGACUUAAAG